Hemibagrus wyckioides is the source of this 889-nucleotide messenger RNA. RefSeq names its product anaphase promoting complex subunit 16 (gene anapc16). NCBI's taxonomy places the organism in Eukaryota, Metazoa, Chordata, Actinopteri, Siluriformes, Bagridae. The transcript is spliced from 4 exons. Gene Ontology annotation, biological process: protein ubiquitination. The record is from RefSeq and is a predicted model, not a curated record. Gene Ontology annotation, cellular component: kinetochore; cytosol; anaphase-promoting complex. The coding region runs from base 182 to 511 and encodes 109 amino acids.
CACGGGAAAUACACGCUCCGCUUUAUUUUAACGCUCUUCCGAGGCUGUAGAUGGCGCUGUUCUGUUCAAGCGUCUAUGUAUCAUACCAGAAGGAGCACCAGAACUAGCAUACGCAACUAGACCAUCUUUUUCCCCCCACAAAGGAAACGCUGCCUUGUGUUGACCCAGCACUCUAAGCUGAAUGGCAGCAGCUUCCUCAUCAUCGUCCUCCGCCGGAGGGGUCAGUGGGAGCUCCGUUACUGGAUCUGGCUUCAGUGCAUCAGAGCUCAUUCCCCCUAGAAAAGUCCUCUACACAUAUCCCAAAGGAGCCGGGGAGAUGAUGGAAGAUGGCUCAGACAGGUUUCUGUGCGAAUCAGUAUUCAGCUAUCAAGUGGCAUCGACUCUAAAGCAGGUGAAGCAUGAUCAGCAGGUAUCCCGUAUGGAGAAGUUGGCCAGCCUGGUGGAGGAGCUGGAGGCAGACGAGUGGAAAUAUAAACCUAUUGAACAACUUUUAGGUUUCACAACUUCAUAGCUAACCACAUGCUGCUUAUAUUAAUUCAUAAAUUGCAUUGAAUUUUUUGUUUAGCGUUGUUUUUGUUUUUUAACCAGAAUGGAAAGUUUUUGUUUAUCAUUUAUUUAUGCACAUUUUUCCAUAUUUGAAGAACAUACAUAGGCUUCAGACUUACAUGAAACCCGUUUUGGAGAUUUUAAUGGAAAUGAAUACAUGAAUGUAAAUAUACUGACUUGCGUUACGGAUCUGGUCAGCAGACUAAUCACAUUCAGAAGUGUACAAAAGAUUUCUGACUUUUUUUUUCACAUGUACCUGAUCUUUUUGUAAUGUUGUUGGGUUUUUUUGUGGAAUAAAACUGCUCAAAUCUGUGUGAUUAAAUUCAAUAAAUCAGUCAUUUUA